Hyphopichia burtonii NRRL Y-1933 is the source of this 4566-nucleotide messenger RNA. It is a transcript of the gene GDB1, whose product is annotated as bifunctional 4-alpha-glucanotransferase/amylo-alpha-1,6-glucosidase. The transcript has a single exon. Bases 1 to 4566 code for a protein of 1521 amino acids. Gene Ontology annotation, molecular function: amylo-alpha-1,6-glucosidase activity; 4-alpha-glucanotransferase activity. Gene Ontology annotation, biological process: glycogen catabolic process; glycogen biosynthetic process. The record is from RefSeq and is a predicted model, not a curated record. Lineage: Eukaryota; Fungi; Ascomycota; Pichiomycetes; Serinales; Debaryomycetaceae.
AUGUCAGCUAGGUCCAUUUUGCUUAGACUUUCCAAUGAUGGAGAACCAAUCGUUUCAGAUUCUAUUAAAAAUGGUGUAUUAACUUUCCCGGCGGCUACUUAUGAUAAAAGCCAUAAACUGGGAGAUGCAAUCUUUGAAUUGCAAAUUAAAUUGAAUGCAGCUGCUAAAGUUAGUCGUGAUGGGAUGUUUCAUAUAAACGUUCCGGCAAACUCGUCUGAUAAGUUUGUUAGAAGUAAAUUUCAGAAAAUUCCGAUUGAAAGUUCUUUCCAUAAGGAUAUUACAAUUACGAUUCCUAUUUUUAAUCCAGGUCCUUAUAGUUUUUAUACUACUUUUAAGAAUCAAGAAGGGUCUGAGUCCGAAACAGAUCACUUUUACUUUGUUGUGCCUCCAAAUUUAACUAUUAAUGGUGAUUAUAUUCCUUUUAAUGCUAUUAAUAUUGAAAGUGUUAUUUCUAAAUGGAUUGGUCCAUUGGAAGAUUGGAAUUCUUUUUUCAAUAAAGUUUCAAAUAAAGGAUAUAACUUUAUUCAUUUCACUCCUUUACAAGAACGUGGAGACUCUGAUUCACCUUAUUCGAUUUAUGAUCAAUUACGUUUUGAUCCAAAACUUUUCAAAUCUAACGAUGAAGCUAAAAAGGUGAUUUCCGACGUAUUGAAUAAGAAUAAUUUGUUAUCUAUAACCGAUGUUGUUUUGAAUCAUACUGCUAAUAAUUCUGAAUGGUUAAAGGAUUUCCCCGAUGCUGGUUAUAACGAAGAAACCGCUCCUCAUUUGAAAGCAGCCAUAGAAUUGGACACCAAAUUGCUUGAGUUUUCAGACGAUUUGGCUAAGUUGAACUUGCCCACCGCUAUUAAAAACUCGCAAGAUUUGGAUUCCAUCAUCAAUGGUAUCAAUGAUCAUGUUUUGCAACCUUUGAAAUUAUGGCAAUACUAUGUGUUUGAUAAAAAAUCACACUUGGAUGAAAUUAAAAAUGUUUAUUACCACAAAGAUCGUGAGCUUCCUUCCAUUGAUAUCCCCGGUGAUAUUGAUACCCAAAAUUUAAAGGCUUUGGCCAAUUUUACUUUACAAGUUGCAAAUGCAAACCUGAAAGUUAUUUUGAAUGAUCGCUACAGUAAUAAGUUGGACCCAGAAAAGCUCUUGAGCAUUCUUAUAACAUUAUUUCAAAAAAAUGAUAUUGAAUUCGAUCAAAUUGCAAGUAAAACUGAACAAAUUAUUGACGAAAUAAAUUCAGACUUGUACUCUUCCUAUGAUGAUGACAUUAAUUCAAUAAAAAAUCAAUUGAAAGAUCGUAUUCGUUAUUUAAGAUUAGAUGAUAAUGGGCCUCAAUUAGGUGAAAUUACUAAGGAUAGUAAAUUAACUGAAGCCUAUUUUACCCGCUUCAAAGGAACAAAUGAUAAUAAAGUAUGGGCCUUAGCUAAUAAUGGUUGGAUUUGGGGUGGUAAUCCCUUAGUAGAUUUUGCUUCUGAUCAAUCUAAAGCUUACUUAAGAAGAGAAGUCAUCGUUUGGAGUGACUGCGUCAAAUUGAGAUAUGGUGAUAAAUAUGAAGAUUCCCCCCACUUGUGGGAUCGUAUGAUUCAAUAUACUAAAGAAAAUGCUGCAAUUUUCAGUGGUUUUAGAAUUGAUAACUGUCACUCGACCCCUCUUCAUGUGGGUGAAACCUUAUUAGAUGCUGCCAGAUCUGUGAAUCCAAAUCUUUACGUUGUUGCAGAAUUAUUUAGCGGUUCGGAGGAAAUGGAUAAAAUUUUCGUCGAAAGAUUAGGUUUAACUUCUUUAAUUAGAGAAGCAAUGCAAGCAUGGAGUGUUGGUGAAUUAUCUCGCUUGGUUCAUAAACAUGGUGGUAGACCAAUUGGUUCUCUCACUUGGUUACCUUUGGAUGAAUUUGCUUAUCCUGCAGAUUCUGAACCAAAAGCAAGUAAAUUUGAAUCAUCUUCUGAAAUCAAAAUCCCAGGCGUCUUAACUAGCAAUGCACCUCAUGCCUUGUUCAUGGAUUGCACCCAUGAUAAUGAGACGCCAGCUCAGAAAAGGACAGUCGAAGAUACUUUACCUAACUCUGCUUUAGUUGCAUUUUGCUCUUCUGCUAUUGGGUCUGUUUUUGGUUAUGACGAAUGCUAUCCUCAUUUACUUAACGUUGUCAGUGAAAGUAGACAAUAUAAUUUGAAAGAUAUUGGUAUUGGAGAAGUCAAGAAGAAGUUACAUGCAAUUAGAAAGUCUUUAGCUUUAGAAACUGAGGAUGCUAGUGCUGAUCACGAAAUGUACAUUCAUCAUGAAGGUCAAUACAUAACAAUUCAAAGAUAUAACUCCAGGACCGGAGACGGAUGGUUUCUUAUUGCUAGAUCAAAGUUUUCUCCUUUUGAAGGAGAUCAAAUCUUAUCACCAGUUGUAUUGAGUGGUAGCAAGGCAAAAAGUGAAUUCACUUAUACUUUGAAGAAAACUGGUGAGCAUCAGCAUGAUGAUAAAUUUAUCACUGGGAUUCCGGUCAAGGUUGAAGAACUUCCUUCUCCUUCAACUGAGUUUGAUGAAGGCUCAACUACAACUACAAUCAAAAUAGAUGAAAGUUUCAUUCCUGGUUCUAUUGCCGUAUUCUCUACUCAAACUCCUAAGGUAGAUGCCUCUUUGGAUAAGUUUGUUCGUGAAGGGGCAAUUGAAGCAUCGAAGAAUUUAGAUUUGUAUGAUUUGAAUGCUUUAUUGUACCGUUGUGAAGCUGAAGAACGAGAUGCAAGUGGGGGUCUGGAUGGAACGUACUAUAUUCCUACUUACGGAAAUUUAGUUUACGCUGGUUUAGAAGGCUGGAAUCUGAUUUUGAAAAAAGUCAUUUGGAAUAACGAUUUAGGUAGCCCAAUUUGUGACCAUUUAAGAGAUGGUGAAUGGGCUCUUGAUUAUGUUGUUGAUCGUUUAGAUAAGUAUGUUGCUCAUUCUAAGCAUUUGGGACAAUUCCAAGACUGGUUGCGUUCUAGAAUUGAUGCUAUACGUGUUGUUCCUUAUUUCUUAAGGCCACAUUAUUUUGCAUUGGUUAUUGGAACUGCUUAUGAAGCUGCUCGUUUUAGAGUUUUGAGACAACUUGAUGAUAAUAUUAAAGUUUCCACCAAUUUCAUUCAAAGUUUGGCUUUAACCUCCAUUCAAAUGGUUGGAUUUAUGAAUAAUACUUCUUUAAAGCCAAAAGAGAAGAUUGCUUCUGUUGCAGCUGGUUUACCUCAUUUUAGUAAUGAUUAUAUGAGAUGUUGGGGAAGAGAUGUUUUUAUUUCUUUCCGGGGUAUGUUCAUAGUUACUGGUCGUUAUGAAGAUGCUAGACAACAUAUUUUAGGGUUUGCACAGACUUUGAAGCAUGGGAUGAUUCCAAAUUUAUUAGAUGCUGGACGAAACCCUCGUUAUAAUGCUCGUGAUGCAGCUUGGUUUUUUAUACAAGCUAUCCAAGAGUAUGUCACGCACAUUCCCGAUGGUUAUAAGAUUUUGGAUGAGAAAGUGAAAAGAAGAUUUCCUUUGGAUGACCAUUAUGUUACUUGGGAUAGUGAAGAAGCUUUCAGCUAUGAGACUUCAAUUCGUGAUAUAAUUUAUGAGAUCUUAUCACGUCAUGCUAGUGGGAUUAAAUAUCGUGAAGCAAAUGCCGGGCCCAAUCUUGAUUCUCAAAUGAAGGAUGAAGGUUUCAAUGUGGAGGUUCAUAUUGAUUGGGAAACUGGGCUUGUUCAUGGAGGGUCACAAUUAAAUUGUGGAACAUGGCAAGAUAAAAUGGGAGAAAGUGAACGUGCAGGCAAUAAAGGUAUCCCGGGAACUCCUCGUGAUGGUGCAGCCAUUGAAUUGCAAGGUUUAUUGAAAAGUGCUUUACGUUUUGUUAAUCACUUACGUAAGAAGAAACUAUUUGAUUAUACUGAAGUUACCAAACAAGAUGGUUCUAAAAUAAGCUUAGACGAAUGGGAAAACUUGAUUCAAGAAAAUUUCGAACGCUGUUUCUACGUUCCUGAAGAUGCAUCUCAAGAUGAUGAAUUUGUCAUUGAUGGUUCUAUUGUCAAUAGAAGAGGUAUCUACAAAGAUUUAUUCCAAAGUGGUAAGCCAUAUGAAGAUUAUCAAUUACGUUCAAAUUUCCCAAUAGCUAUGUGUGUUGCUCCUGAGUUAUUCACUCCAAGUAGGGCCUUGGGAGCAGUUCAACUUGCUGAUAAAGUUUUAAGAGGGCCUGUUGGUAUGGCCACCUUGGACCCAAGUGAUUGGAACUACCGUCCUUAUUACCUUAAUGGUGUUGAUAACGAUGAUUUUGCAACCUCCAAAGGAAGAAAUUACCAUCAAGGUCCUGAAUGGGUAUGGUUGAUUGGGUAUUUCUUUAGAGCCUUUUUGUACUUCAAUCAUAUUGAAAAGACAAAAAGCCAAUAUAAAGAGGCCUCAAUUGAAAUAUUGACUGCUUUAAAUGAAAGAUUACAGGGUCACAUGAGCUGGAUCAAAACAAGCCCUUGGGCUGGUUUAACCGAGUUGACCCAAAAGAAUGGUGAGCUCUGUGGGGACUCAAGUCCUACUCAAGCUUGGAGUAGUUCAUGUUUGCUAGAUUUAUAUUACGAUUUAUGGACAAAUGAAGAGUAUCAUAAAUAA